This is a messenger RNA of Papaver somniferum (opium poppy), 1316 nucleotides long. Its product is annotated as protein DETOXIFICATION 16-like. The coding region runs from base 255 to 716 and encodes 153 amino acids. NCBI's taxonomy places the organism in Eukaryota, Viridiplantae, Streptophyta, Magnoliopsida, Ranunculales, Papaveraceae. Gene Ontology annotation, biological process: transmembrane transport. The record is from RefSeq and is a predicted model, not a curated record. Gene Ontology annotation, molecular function: xenobiotic transmembrane transporter activity; antiporter activity. Gene Ontology annotation, cellular component: membrane. The transcript is spliced from 4 exons.
UGGUCUUUUGAGCUGGUGGUUCUGCUAUCGGGUUUGCUUCCCAACCCAAAGCUAGAAACUUCGAUGAUAUCGAUCUCGUAAACUCCUUUCUCAUACUUGUUUCAUAACUGGCUUGAUGAAUGUUUUCAAAAUGCAAACAACAACGCUGUAAUUUUGUACUCUCGUUAUGGAAAACUAAAGACAAAAAUUAAUUAUCUUUUCUGUUUGCUAAAUCCUUCAUAUUUUUCAGCUUAAACACCGGUUCAUUAGUCUCAAUGAUCUCAUCUGGACUCAGUGGUGCAGUAAGCACAAGAGUUUCAAAUGAACUAGGAGCAGAUCAUCCUCAAGCUGCGCGUUUAGCAGUACAAGUUGUGUUUGUUUUGGCAUCCACACAGGGAAUUCUAAUAGGCACAAUCAUGAUUUUGGUACGCCAUAUUUGGGGCAGUGCUUAUAGCAAUGAGAAAGAGGUGGUGCACUAUGUAGUUGUCAUGAUGCCAAUACUUGCCAUCUCCAACUUCGUCUACGGACUUCAAUACGUUCUUUCAGGUACGGCUAGAGGAUGUGGUUGGCAAAAGAUUGGAGCUUAUGUCAAUCUGGGAUCUUAUUACCUUGUCGGAAUUCCUUGUGCCGUUCUAUUAGCUUUUGUUCUACACGUGGGAGGAAUGGUUAGAACGUUCUUCUCUAUUAUACUUGGUCAAAUUAUGAAUAUCACUUCAAUACUGAUGCCAGUUGUGUGAGGCGUUAGGUGAAACGAGGCGCCUAGGCCGGCAUGCCUAGAAAAAAAAAUACUAAUGGCUCACAUUUUGGCGCCUUAAACGUUCUAUUAGCUAUGCUCCCCCCUGCGCGACUCGUGCGCCUAGCUCGCGUUUCACAACAUUGACUGAUGGUGAUGUUUUCUUGAUGUGGAAUUGCGUAAAUAGGGACUUUGGGUUGGGAUGGUAUGAACACUUUUUGUUCAAGGCUUUUUGCUUAUUAUCAUCACUAUACGCGCGGACUGGGAGAAAGAAGAAAAACAGGCGUCAGAAAGAGUUUAUGAUGCUGCAAUUCAUGUAACUGUGGUGUCAUAAAGCACUUGAAUUUCCGGCAGUUAUUCGUGUAAAAAUUUCUUCGAUGAUUUACAUGAUAGAUUAGUACUAUCGCCUGAAAGAGAUUUAGUUCUCCGCCUCCAAGGGAUGCAAACAUAAGAUCAAUCUUGUAUUAUUUAGUAAUAAAAUUACAAUCCUCCAAGGAAUACAAAUUACAUAAAAUUGGUUAAAAAGGCCAAAAUCAACAAUUUCUGAGUGAAAAUGACAUUUAGAAAUUGAUACUGUUUAAAUGGACAAAAAUGUAAAAAUAGU